GGCUUAACUCCUGCACUUCCGGGUUAGUGUUGUUUGCUGAUAAGAGCAUAAGAGUCGACUGGAGGUCAUGUAAUAAAGUGUGUCUCUGGACUUGUUGACUCGUAAUCCGCGUAAUCCCAUGGCUACUGUAAAAACAUUAUUGUUUGUGUAAUCGUGCUGUGCUUCUUGGAUCAGUCAUGUCGCAAGCUUCGUCUGGGUUCACUCCGGCUGCUCCAGUCCCACAGGGGUCUAGUAAGGGUUCUUUCAGUGCCUCGUAUAUUCCCAAUGAAGAAGAGAGGCGAGUCUUCAGAGAGUGCAAUUCAGAAAGCCUCUGGUACAGAUCCUUGCCAUUUUCUGCCAUUGCAAUUGCAGCCACUCAGGUAAUGGUUUCAAGAGGAAUCCUUACUCCAUCACCCAGAUUCGGCUCUCUUCCCAAAGUUGCAUUUGCUGGCAUGUUUGGAUACAUUACUGGGAAAAUGUCUUACAUGAGGGUCUGUGAAGAAAAGUUUCGGAAGCUGGAGAACUCCCCACUGGGAGAGGCACUACGACAGAGGCGUCUGCAUCACAUGCCUUCAGAGCUUAACCAGUUUGAGGGUGCAAACCCAUCAGAAUCUCAACAGUCUGUUUCGGAGUCAGCUUUCCAACCUUCAACAGAAGUCAGUUCUAUGCCUGAGAGCGACAGCAGUUACACCAGUGACUAUACCUACAGCAGACCCUCCCAAUCAUAUGACCCCACUCCUUUCAGUUCUGGAUUCAGUGAUUCUGGGCCUGUUAACAUCAGGGAUGAUAUUUCUCCUCAAGCUCCGCUCUAUCCAGAUGAGGAUGUGCCCAAAAAGAAGCCAGUGUUGUAUGAGGAACUACGUAGCAAGAAUAGAGAGAACUAUGAGGUCACUCUCACACAGAAAGCUGAAACACAGAUGAAACCACAAACAGUGGCACCAGUACCUAAGAAGGAAGUUAAAAAGAACCAAUAUGGAGAUGCUUGGGAAGAGUAAUCAACUGUUUGAGGAGCUCAAGAUCUCGACACAGUGACUUCUGUGGAGUUGUCAUGACUCCUUCUGCCAGAUUAGACCAAAAGCUGCAAUCGAAUGCUGAAUGUACUUUGAGUAAAACGCCAUUUUUAAAAUGAA
Cyprinus carpio (common carp) is the source of this 1109-nucleotide messenger RNA. Its product is annotated as OCIA domain-containing protein 1-like. NCBI's taxonomy places the organism in Eukaryota, Metazoa, Chordata, Actinopteri, Cypriniformes, Cyprinidae. The record is from RefSeq and is a predicted model, not a curated record. Gene Ontology annotation, cellular component: endosome.